AUGGACGACCAGUUCACAGAAUGGCACUCCGUACGACCCUGGCACCCAACCCUCUCCCUCGCAGUCCGCGAGAUCACCUCUGUCUCUGUCACCUUCCUCCUCUCGUGCCCGUACUCUGCCCCAGAUCCUGCGAAGGAGGACCCCACAUCACUCGGCCUAUCCUCCUCGGAUGACGACGAUCAGAGCCGCGACAGCGCGAGCACGACAGAUUCCGUCUCCACCCAGGUCGUCGCAGACAUCCUCGCCAAAGGGCUGUCCGUGAAGGUCAAUGGCACGCCCUGGCAGCGCGUCUUCCUGAAGAUGGACGAAGUCUUCGACGAGGGCAUCAUCAUCCUGUACGGUUUGAUGCCCGCGAGGAUUUACGACGUCGAGCUGGGGCUCUCCCCAGGACAGGCUAGCACCAGCGUCCGCGGGCAGAUCACUACCGAUAACGAGACGCGCUCAGAAAUAGUAACAUUACCGGACGCCAUCUCUGACGAGGCCGCAGCAGACUCUUCCGAAUCCUCCAUGUCGUCCUCCAUCCCUCUCUCCACGACGCCUCCACACACGAACGGCGUACACACCCCUGGCCCCCCGCCUACGCAGUUCACACUCGAAGACCACCGGCUCCAGCUUACGCACCAGUUAAAUCAAUUAAACGCGGAGCACUCCAGUCUCACCUCCUCCCUCAAGUCGGCACGGAAAGAGUCGCAGAAGGCGGACGCCGCGCUCCGCUCCGAGAUCGACACUCUCAAGCGGGCGUCAGACCGGUACGCAGCGGGCGAGAGCAGGGCGCGGCAGAAGAUCCUCGCGCUGCAGCAGGCUGUGAAGCAGACUGUCGCGGCCGCGCGCGAUAUCGAAGCGCUUGUAAAGGAUAUAGAAGUUGCAUUGCCUGCGUUGGAACAACAGAGAACAGAGGUCGAGAAGGAG
Trametes versicolor FP-101664 SS1 is the source of this 909-nucleotide messenger RNA. RefSeq lists its product as uncharacterized. The record is from RefSeq and is a predicted model, not a curated record. NCBI's taxonomy places the organism in Eukaryota, Fungi, Basidiomycota, Agaricomycetes, Polyporales, Polyporaceae. The annotation marks the transcript as partial. The transcript has 2 exons.